CAAUUUGUUCGAUUUUUAAGUUUUCUCUCGUUGAGAUUUUUAGAUUCAAUUGUUGAUCAAAUUUUCUUAAUUUUUUGCUGUUUUUUUGACAAUAAUUUUCACAGUAUUUAGCUUUAAUUUUGACAGUUUAUCAGUGUACUUCUGUUGAAAGCAGAUUUGUAUCAGUAUCAAUUGUGCUUCUUUUUUUGCAGUUUUAAUUCCGUUCUGGUCAUCGUUUUAAAUUUUUUCAUCAUGGAUCUUUUGGGUAAAGUUUAUGAAUUCGCUGUUAAAAACAACGGAGAAAGAAAAGAUUUGGAGGAAAUUACUCAUUCAAGUGCCAUGGAUUUUUUCCAGGCGCAGUGUUUACGAAAAAAUGUUGAAAGCGAUGUUUCGUGUUUAUUGUCAGAGAGAGAAAGCUUUUCCAUGGAAAAUUUUGAAGAACUUCUGACUCGUGUUAAUUUUCUUUUUAAAGAGGUUGAAAAAUUACUUAAAACGCAUUCCAUGUGCAUUCUUUUAAAGCCUGUGGUGACCAAGGAAAAGAAAAAUUUAGACGAACAAAUGAAAAAGAUGAAAAAUGAAUUAGCUCAUCAACUUCAAAAUCAUGAUUUUUUUAAUGGCAAAGGUGAUCGACAUGCAACGGCAGCAAAACUUCAAGAUCUUGAAAAUCGUGUUGCAGCUGCAAAGCAGCUUAUUGAAACGCUGGAGAAAGAAUUUUUCAACCGAGCUGUUUCGAAUGAAUCAAAGAGACGAACCAUUCAAAGAUUGAAAAAACAAGCUGAGAGUUUGAAAAAGAUCCAGAAAAAAUACUUCGCUAAAGAUUAUAAAGAGGAAAUGGAUGCAGCUGAACUCAACAGUAAACAACUGGAUGAAGUAAUUUUUGCAAGAAAAUAUGAACAUGACGCUGUCUAUCAAAAUUUCGAACGAAUUCUGCAGCUCAAAUUCAACAUUGACGAGAUCAGAAUCAAAAUUGAAGGUAUGGUAGAGCAAAUUCAACAAAAGGAGCAUAUUUUGAAACAAGAAAGAGCCGAAGAAAAUCGCUUAACAAAUCAAGAAAGAUUGGCUGAAGAAAAUUCAAAGCAAAUAGCAGGUGCUUUAGAUUCUGAUAUGUCACAAUUAAGGAAUCACAAUCAAGCCUUAAAUGACUCCAUCAAACAAUAUGUUCAUCAAAUAGAGCUUACAGCCCAAGAGAAUAAGCAGCUUAAAUUUUCAUCAGAAUCUAUCGGUUCGCAAAUUCGACUUGUUGAACGAGAAUUCGCUGCUUGGAAAGCUAGUCUUGAUAAUCAAUCUGACGAAAGUGACGAUGAAAUGAAAGAUCUAGAAAGUGAAAUUCAUGAACUUCAAACUAAACUAGCAGAAAUGAAAAAAGCCAUGUCCAAAUCAAAGUAAUUUUUUUCCAAAUUUUCAAUUAUUUUUCUUUAAAGAAAACACUUUAUCAAAUUGUUAAUUGUUUAUUUUGUCAAUCUAAUCAAAUUUUUUCUCUACUAUGAUUUUAUUUCAAUCAAUUAUUAAAUCGAACUUAAC
Tetranychus urticae (two-spotted spider mite) is the source of this 1500-nucleotide messenger RNA. RefSeq lists its product as uncharacterized. The record is from RefSeq and is a predicted model, not a curated record. NCBI's taxonomy places the organism in Eukaryota, Metazoa, Arthropoda, Arachnida, Trombidiformes, Tetranychidae.